This is a messenger RNA of Balaenoptera ricei (Rice's whale), 937 nucleotides long. RefSeq names its product amphiregulin (gene AREG). The transcript is spliced from 6 exons. Gene Ontology annotation, biological process: positive regulation of cell population proliferation; epidermal growth factor receptor signaling pathway; positive regulation of mitotic nuclear division. The coding region runs from base 61 to 822 and encodes 253 amino acids. Lineage: Eukaryota; Metazoa; Chordata; Mammalia; Artiodactyla; Balaenopteridae. The record is from RefSeq and is a predicted model, not a curated record.
CUCCAGCAGCUCCUGGCCGAGUUGCCCCAGAGACCGCGACGCCGCCGCUCCGAGGGACCAAUGAGAGCCCCGCUGCUGCUGCCGGCGCCUGUGGUGCUGUCGCUCUUGAUCUUCGGCUCAGCCCAUUAUACUGCUGGAUUAGACGUCAAUGACACCUACUCGGGGAAAGGGAAACCAUUUUCUGGGGACCACACUGCUGAUGGAUUUGAGGUGACCUCAAGGAGUCAGAUGUCCUCGGGAAGUGAGAUUUCUCCUGCGAGUGAAAUGCCUUCUAGUAGCGAACUGUCCUCGGACAUCGACUCUGACUAUGCAGAAGAGUACGAUAACGAACCACAAAUAUCUGGCUAUAUUGUAGAUGAUUUAGUCAGAGUUGAACAGGUAGUUAAGCCCAAGAAAGACAAAACUGAAAGUGAAAAGACUUCAGUUAAACCCAAAAGAAAGAAAAAGGGAGGCAAAAAUGGAAAAAAUAGAAGAAAUAGAAAGAAGAAAAAUCCAUGUGAUGCAGAAUUCCAAAAUUUCUGCAUUCAUGGAGAAUGCAAAUUUAUAGAGCACCUGGAAACAGUAUCAUGCCAAUGUCAUCAGGAUUACUUUGGUGAACGAUGUGGGGAAAAGUCCAUGAAGAUUCACAGCAUGGCUGACAGUGAUUUAUCAAAAAUUGCUUUAGCAGCUAUAGCUGCUUUUGUCUCCGCCAUGAGCUUCACAGCUAUUGCUGUUAUUAUUACACUCCUGCUUCGAAAACGAUACUUCAGGGAAUAUGAAGGUGCAGCUGAAGAACGAAAGAAACUUCAACAAGAAAAUGGAAAUGCACAUGCCAUAGCAUAACUAAAGAGAAUAUUACAGAGUAUCAGAUCCGAGUCACUGCCAAGUCACAACCCUGAGUGAUGCAUUGGUUCCUCUUUUCAGUGGAUCCAGAGAAAAACAGAACCUUUCCGUUCUG